AUGUUUGAUUCUAGGGUUUUGAAGACGAAGGAAUAUAAAGAGUUUAGCGGCUCUAAUUAUUUGGAUACUUGGUGGGCUCUGGAGGAAAAGGCAGAGUUAUUUGGUUUGAGAACAAAGAGAAAUUUCACUUCUGUUAAUUCAAUUUUUGAGCUUGAGGACUUUGAUCGGUUGGCAUUUUAUUUGUACUUUAUAUUGGCAAUGGAGUGCAACAAGGAUGAAGCCUUCCGAGCAAAGCUGAUUGCUGAGAAGAAGAUGGAAAAUAAUGACUUUGAAGGGGCUCAAAAGAUUGCUCUGAAAGCUCAAAAUCUUUUCCCUGAACUUGAGAAUAUAGCUCAGAUACUGACCGUCUGUGACGUUCACUGCUCAUCACAAAACAGGGUAUUGGGAUCUGAAAAAGACUGGUAUGGAAUACUUCAAGUCGAAAGGUUGGCUGAUGAAGCCACCAUCAAGAAACAGUACAGAAGACUUGCACUUCUACUCCAUCCCGAUAAGAACAAAUUUCACGGUGCAGAAGCUGCCUUUAAGUUGAUUGGGGAAGCAAAUAGGGUACUAUCGGAUUCUACAAAGAAGUCUGUAUAUGACACUAAGAUUAGAGCUUCAGUUAGAACAGCUCCAGCAAAUUCAUCGCAGCAUCAGAACAAUAAUGCAAAUGGUUUCGCUGCUCGCGGUCGGAAUCAAUAUCAGACAAAGCCGCCAAAUUCUGUAGCUAGACAGGCAGGAUUCUGGACAGGUUGCCCAUUUUGUAAUGGAAGAUUUCAGUAUCCAAGAGAAUAUGUGAACAAAGCUUUACGCUGUCAUAAUGAAAAUUGCUCAAGAGCCUUCAUUGCUUAUGACCUAGGUGCUCAAGGGAUUAAUUUGGGGUCCAAAUGGGCUCAACCAGGUGUUCAAAAUGUGUCUUCGAAAUCCAGCCAGAGUCAACCUUCUCUUUCUAAACAAAAAGAGGUCCCAGACCUGGGUGACUUCAAAAUGGACACACAAAAUAUCACAAGAUCCUCAGAUUCUCAUGCAGGAUCUCUUGGAGGUGCCACCAGUAGAAAAGUUGGGUCAGAAUCAGGUCCUCAAGCAGAAACUGUGGCUGAGAUUGGUGGGGACUUGAAGGCAAAAGAAAAAGAUACCAAACAUGCCGAAUCGUUGAAUGUUGGAAAGGCAGGGAGUGCUAUGCCCAAUCGAAAUGCAACGCCUAGAAAAUCAGGAAAUAUGGAUAACAAAAGCAGGAAGAGAGGCAGGAAGGUACUUGUGGAAUCUAGCGAGAGUUCUGACACAAGUGAUUCUGACCCGGAAGAUGUGGUUAUUGAGGAAAAUUAUGACAACCAUGGGACCAGGAUGGAUCCUGGACUUGAUGGUUCCCAUCGUCUAAGGGGACAGGCUCAACCAAGGCGGCACGUCUCUUGCAAUAUAAGCGAUGACGGUGACUUUGCUAGCCCUCCCAAGAGAUCGCGUGGGAACAAAUUAUCAGGUGACGGCAAAAAGGAGGAAAAUGAGACUGUGGACAGCGAAGUUUCAAAAUUUUGUAAUCCAACUAGUUUUACUACUGAUGAAGAUAAUGCCAAAUCAAAAGUAAAAAAAAUGGGUACUUUUCCUUCUGAAGAAAGCCUCCCAUACAAGAAUGCAGAGAGUAGCGAAGUCAAGGUUGACGAACAGGCAGCUGGUAUGCAGGGCACUGUGGCUGAACCUUCUAUUCAUAUCUUGGAUGAUUCUGAACCAGAUUCAGAUUCUAGUGAUGAAGAGAAGAAAGUUUACGAGUGUCCUGAUCCAGAAUUCCAUGAUUUUGAUAUGAUCAGAGAAGAAAACUGUUUUUCCAUUGGUCAAAUGUGGGCUUGUUAUGAUACAUUAGAUUGCAUGCCUAGAUACUAUGCUCAGAUAAAAAAUAUAAUUACUCCUGGAUUCAACUUGAGCAUCAACUGGUUAGAAGCUCACCCUGAGGAUAAACAAGCGACUAAUUGGGCAAAUGUGGAGUUGCCUGUUAGCUGCGGUAGAUUUAAGCGUGGUAAGAAUGAAAAAGCUUCAGAACUUUGUACAUUUUCUCAUCAAGUUCAUUUUCAAAAGGGGAGGAGCAGAGGUUCUAUUGUCAUAUAUCCUAGACAAGGAGACAUUUGGGCUCUUUUCAAGGGCUGGGAUAUUCGAUGGAGUUCCAAUUCGGAGAAUCAUAAACAUUUCAAAUAUGAAAUUGUGGAGGUUAUGUCAGAUUUUGUUGAUGGUACUGGUAUAAGAGUUGCUUACUUGGAUAAAGUUGAAGGAUUUCUUAGCCUAUUUCAGCGAACAAGUGGGAGUGAAAUUGAUUCGUUUUUGAUACAACCCAGCGAACUGCUUAGGUUCUCCCACCAAAUUCCCUUUUUCAAAAUGACUGGCAGUGAAAGAGAAGGAGUCCCAGAAGGGUCUUUUGAACUUGAUCCUGCUGCCUUACUCCUACAAGGCUAA
This is a messenger RNA of Fraxinus pennsylvanica, 2418 nucleotides long. The record is from the annotation of a GenBank genome assembly. Lineage: Eukaryota; Viridiplantae; Streptophyta; Magnoliopsida; Lamiales; Oleaceae.